AUGAAAUUCUCAACUGUCGCUGUUGCUGCUUUAGCCACUGCUGUUGCAUCCGUCUCUGCCAAUUUCACUAUUUCUGAACCUUGGGGAGAAACCACUUGGACAGCUGGUGGAACUGGUGUCGUUGCAUGGUCUGCUUCUACCGACCUUCUCCAAUCUCUCUGUGAAAUUCACCUGUUGACCGGCAAUGCCAGUGAUGCCACUUUCGUUACCAACUUCACUGCUAACGGUAACUUGGUUCCUUGCAAUUAUACCAAGGCUAACCUCCACCCUCUUCCCGACUAUGCUUCUGGUCAAUACUUUAUCCGUAUUGGUCCCAAUGGUGUUGUUACCGAUCAAUAUGCCUACUCUGGUCUCUUCAACUUUGUUGGUAAUGGCACUGUGCUUCCCGAUGGCGAGACUCCCGCCUCAACUUCUACUGCUGCUGCUGCCCCUGCUGUCACUGACGCUGCCGCCGAACAGUCAGCUUAA
Mucor velutinosus is the source of this 468-nucleotide messenger RNA. RefSeq lists its product as uncharacterized. The record is from RefSeq and is a predicted model, not a curated record. The transcript has 4 exons. The coding region runs from base 1 to 468 and encodes 155 amino acids. Lineage: Eukaryota; Fungi; Mucoromycota; Mucoromycetes; Mucorales; Mucoraceae.